Messenger RNA from Paramecium octaurelia, 556 nucleotides. The record is from the annotation of a GenBank genome assembly. Lineage: Eukaryota; Ciliophora; Oligohymenophorea; Peniculida; Parameciidae.
AGAACUUUAUGAUGUUAUUUUAACAAUGCCAUGAAUAUCAUCAAUAAAAUCAAAUCCUUGCUCAAUAAAUCGAGGGUUUCAAAGAUGAAAAUGAUGAUUUAACCAGGGGUUUUGCAUUUACUAUUAUUUUAGAGUGCCAACACUUAGAAGGUUAAUCGGAGUAGUAAAUAAAAUAUAUCAAUUGCGUGAAAUAACUCAAUCUAAAAACAGAAGAAACGCUAGAAAAAUUAUAGGUCUAUCAGGAAGAAUUGAAGCAACUAUUACAUAGAGGAAAGCAAGACCAAGGACCUAAAUUUGAUCCAAUUGAAUUUAUUAAAAGUGUAACAACUGCAUAGAAAUAAAUUGAUAUUUCUAAUAAAGAAUAAGACGAAAUUGAAUAAAGUAAUAAUUUGUGCUAAAAAAAGACGUAUCUUUCACACAAGAGAUUAAUCAAAAUCCAUAGAAUCAAUAAACGGAGAUAUAAUAAAAACAAGGCUUUUCUUUUAAAUAUAGUUAUUUGGCAGCGAUUACAGCAUCAUUAGUAUUAGGAGUUAUUAUAAAAAAAAAAUUACUCUGA